AUGGGCUCUGCUCUAAAUCACGUGAUCAAUGACUACGAUGGGGAUGAUCCCACCUCUAAUGGGAUCAUUUUAUCCCUCAUCUCAGCCAUAAUCUUCUCUUGUGCAGAAGGUGCAUCCAGAGACAAAAAUUCUGCAGGUGAGCCAAGUGCCUACGGUGCAGAAUGCACCGCUGGGUGUGGUGGAGGCUGUGGUGGAUGA
This is a messenger RNA of Cornus florida, 198 nucleotides long. RefSeq lists its product as uncharacterized. NCBI's taxonomy places the organism in Eukaryota, Viridiplantae, Streptophyta, Magnoliopsida, Cornales, Cornaceae. The coding region runs from base 1 to 198 and encodes 65 amino acids. The record is from RefSeq and is a predicted model, not a curated record. The transcript is spliced from 2 exons.